AUGAUCAUCAAAAUCCCUAACAUUUCCGUACUUUAUAGACGCAAGAUCCCUGUGUGGGCAGUAAACAAGGCGACAAAGCACAUUGCACCCCGCGUUAUUUCAUGUCUCGUGAAGGCGGCACGAACAUAUCCUGCCUGGAAGGCACGCCACUCUCCUCACCUAAAACCGUGGCGCAACCCCGAUCAGUUGACUGUGCCUCGUAUUAACUGGGCAGAUGUGUCCCCUGUUCCAAGUGACCUCUUUUCGAGUUCUAACGGGGAGGCCACUGAAGAAGAUGAAGGUGAAGAGGAUGUAAUGGCAGCCGAUGAGGAAGCUUUAGCACGGCUGGAGCGCGACGUUGACCAGCUGAUUGUUGACAGUGGCAUAUAUACUGAAGACAUUGUGGAUAGUGUAGAACCAAUAAUGUUAGAAACAGGUUUCAAUGGCUUGGCGAAACCGGUUACCUAG
Molecule: messenger RNA, 447 nt
Organism: Protopolystoma xenopodis
Lineage: Eukaryota; Metazoa; Platyhelminthes; Monogenea; Polystomatidea; Polystomatidae
Source: the annotation of a GenBank genome assembly